UGAUGAAUUUGAUCUAAUUUGGUUUUUGCGACCUUAUUAUCAAGUCUUUCAGUGCAAUAUUCAAUAUAUAUUCGCUUAUUUCCUUAUUUUUAGCGAUUACUUUACCAGUAUCGUAACUAUUUAUAUAUUUUAUUUAAAUAACUGCGAAGUGCCGCCUUCGCUGAAUUGGAGGGGCUGUUUUGCGAUGAGUAAUCCCGUUUCUUGUGUCGAGUGACGUCGUGCAGCGGUAGCCGGCGCGCAGCUAUCAGACGUUAGUACGUCACGAGGAGGAGGCACGACAAGACCCCUCCGGCACACCCUAUUCGCGAUCCUACCGCACCCUUUAUCGAUUGUCGUCUCUGGUCUCGACCACGACUUAAUUUAUUUUCAAAAUUCAAAAUGGAAACUACAGAUCUCCUCGGAGAUUUUGCCAGCGGCGACGCCGUUCCGGCGAGCGAGGCGCCUCCGUCUCAGACUCUUAAACGCGACCAGGACUCCACUGACGACUUUGAGCAUCUAGAGCGCGAGGGUAAGAAAGAUGAAUUUGGCGAAUCGCCGAGUCACCAGCACGGAACCGCGCGAGCUGCGACUCAGAACUUCCUCGAAAUGGAGCGCGACGAGUUUGUGGACACGCCGCGCGCUCCGUCUGUCACAGACAAACUGGCAGACCACAUAGCCGACAAGUUUACAGACAGCGAAUCGGAGGCCGACACAGCAGGCGAGUCUCCGCUCCACCGCCCCAAACCGCCGGUGCAUGUGGACACUGCGCCCGCUGCCGAAGUUACCAAGCAGGAGCCUCGUGCGCAACCCGAUCCAGCGCCUUUACAGGCUGCGGAGCCGGCUACCACUGCCGCUCCGCCGCCGACUCCAGCGCCUUUCGUACAUUCCUUGCCGCCGGAGUUAUCAGAAACUGGCAUUGAGGCUAGAGUUGAACCUGCGACACCAGCUGCUGAAGCCCCGCACAAGGCCCCGUCACAGCCCGCCGCGCCUGCAACCGCAGCGCCUGCAACCGAAUCGAAGCCUGAGUCCGUGCGAGCGCCAACUGCACACGUCAUCGAGGCCGAGGUCAUCUUCUGCCAGAUGGGAUUGGAUGCUUGGUUCGACCCGCAAAGACUACACCCAGAAGUGGAGGCACUAAUCUACUGGCGGUGCGCGGCGCGUUCGGGAGCCGCGCUGGGCGGCGGACUGGCGCUGCUGGUGGCGCUGGCCAGCUGCUCCGUGGUGUCUGUGCUGGCGUACGCCGCGCUACUGGCGCUCGCCGCCGCCCUCGCCCUGCGCAUCUACCGCAACGUGCUGCAGGCCGUGCAGAAAACUAACGACGGUCAUCCCUUCAAGUGGCUGCUGGAGAAGGACAUCAGCCUGCCGGCGGAGAGAGCACAGGCGCUGGCCGCCGCCGGCACCGCGCACCUCAACGCCGCUGCGCACGAGCUGCGCAGGCUGUUCCUGGUUGAGGACCUGGUGGACUCGCUGAAGUUCGGGGUGCUGCUGUGGUGCCUCACCUACGUCGGCGCCUGCUUCAACGGCAUCACGCUCAUCAUACUAGGUUGGAUAGCGCUCUUCACGCUGCCGAAGGCGUACGAGAUGAACAAGGCGCAGGUGGACGCCAACCUGGAGCUGGCGCGCGCCAAGAUCAACGAGAUCUCUGCCAAAGUGCGCGCGGCCGUGCCACUGGGCAGGAAGGCGGACGCGGACAAGGACAAGUAAGGAGGGCGCGGCGUGCAGCGAGCGGCGAGCGGCGAGCGGCGCGGAGCUGGCUGAGCAGGCCGCCGGCGCGGUGGGCACGCGCCCGCGGCGCUGGGCUACUUUCCCUGUUUGUUAUAUUUAUUAUGUACUAUUAAAGAUACCUUACGUGUAAAGCUUUAUGAGAUGAGUCAUGCGGAGAUUAUUGUAUUUGCUUUUUGAAAUUUUAAAUUAAAAUAAUUAUCGAACCGAU
Molecule: messenger RNA, 1912 nt
Organism: Papilio xuthus (Asian swallowtail)
Lineage: Eukaryota; Metazoa; Arthropoda; Insecta; Lepidoptera; Papilionidae
Gene: Rtnl1
Product: reticulon
Exons: 7
Coding region: 379-1683 (434 amino acids)
Cellular component (GO): endoplasmic reticulum membrane; axon
Source: RefSeq, a predicted model, not a curated record